AUGGCAUCGCCCCUGGCCCCCCCAGCGAAGAAGUGUAAGAUGAACUUCUCGGAGCGGGAGGUGGAGAUCAUCGUCGAGGAGCUGGAACGAGGCAAGCACCUGCUCAUCAACCACUUCAACGCGGGGGUCCCACUGGCCACCAAGGCCGCCACCUGGCACAACAUCUUGCGCUGUGUCAACGCCGUGGCCACCUACCGCCGCGAGCUGCCGGAGGUCAAGAAGAAGUGGUCAGACCUCAAGACUGAGGUGCGGCGCAAGGUGGCGCAGGUCCGGGCCGCUAUGGAAGGAGGUGGUAUAGGGCAGGAUGGAGCCGGCGAAGGUCAGGACGGCGAGGACCCGACUGGUGCCACAGCCACCCCUGUCAUACUUACCCCCAUGCAGCAGCGCAUCUGCAACCUGCUAGGAGAAGCCACCAUCAUCAGUCUGCCUACUGGGGAUUGCACUGCCGGGGAUGGUGCUGAGAUACCCAUCGCAGCCUCCACCACCACUAUCACCCUGACCCAGAUCCCUGGAGAGACAACUUACCAUAGUCUGGAGGAUGGAGUGGUGGAAUACUGCACAACAGAGGCUCCCACAACUGUUACUGCUGAAGCACCCUUGGAGAUGAUGGCACAUCAAGCUGAGGCAUCCGUGAAACCCCAGGAGCUGAAAAGCCGAAUUGCCCUGAAUUCAGCCAAGCUCCUGCAGGAGCAGCGAGUGACCAACCUGCAUGUGAAGGAGAUCGCCCAGCACUUGGAACAGCAAAAUGACCUGCUGCAGAUGAUCCGUCGCUCUCAGGAGGUUCAGGCAUGUGCACAAGAGCGUCAGGCGCAGGCUAUGGAAGGGACCCAGGCUGCUCUGAGUGCCCUCAUCCAGAUCUUACGCCCCAUGAUCAAGGACUUCCGUCGAUUCCUGCAAAGUAAUACACCCAAUCCUUCGGUAACUGCUGACCCCAGCCACGUGGCCCAGAAUGGGCAACAAGAUGGCAUCAUCCAAUGA
This is a messenger RNA of Mauremys mutica (yellowpond turtle), 978 nucleotides long. RefSeq names its product nuclear apoptosis-inducing factor 1-like. The transcript is spliced from 2 exons. Gene Ontology annotation, cellular component: nucleus. Bases 1 to 978 code for a protein of 325 amino acids. NCBI's taxonomy places the organism in Eukaryota, Metazoa, Chordata, Testudines, Geoemydidae. The record is from RefSeq and is a predicted model, not a curated record.